GCAAGAAACCUCAUUGACCAUGACUUCGCUCGCAUGAGGCCCGGCUCUUAAAUUGGUUCAAUCCCUUGUUGCUGAGCAGCCACUUCAUUUUCUAGACUUCACAUUCAAAUCAUCCAUCUCUCUCUUUCGCCCUCACAUCCUUUCCUAAUCUCGCUCAGGGCCUCCUACCUCUGCUGACUUCUAUUUCUCCCAGAAUUCUUCGGAUCUUUCCAAACUAAAAAUGGGGGGGCACUCUUGCUGCUAUAAGCAGAAGCUUCGGAAGGGUCUAUGGUCCCCUGAGGAGGAUGAAAAACUUUUGAGACAUAUUAAUAAGCAUGGCCAUGGCUGUUGGAGCUCUGUUCCUAAGCAAGCCGGCCUGCAGAGGUGUGGUAAGAGCUGUAGGCUGAGGUGGAUCAAUUACCUGAGGCCUGAUUUGAAGAGGGGAACGUUCUCACAGGAAGAAGAAAACCUUAUAAUUGAACUUCACGCAGUAUUGGGAAAUAGAUGGUCUCAAAUUGCGGCGCAAUUGCCCGGAAGAACUGACAAUGAAAUAAAGAAUCUGUGGAAUUCUUGCUUGAAGAAGAAACUGAGGCAAAGAGGCAUCGACCCUGUUACCCACAAACUACUCUCUGAGGUUCAGAAUGGAGACGACAAAGAGAAGGAGCUCAAUGAAUUGAAAGUCCUCAAAUCAGAGAGCCCAAGUUCAGAUGCCACAAAAGCAUAUACACCCACUAUGGAAGGGUGUUCCAGUUUCAAGUAUAACAAUAGCACAAGUAACACCAAUUUGCCAACCAACUGUAGCAGCAAAGAAUUGCUUCCAGGUGGGUUUAAUACGAGCCACACCACUUCAGGACUGAUGGGAAAUUUCCCACUUCAGAUGAAUUAUGCAUCCACUGGUGAUACCUUCUUUGCCAAUUCAAACCCUUCUUCCCAAUGGUUCACCCAAACAGGAAGACCAACAUUCAAUAUGAACCCUGAAUUUGCCUCCAAUUCCAUGUCCACCGUUCUUGCGCCUCCACCCACUUCAUUUCUUGGUGUUCCCUGCGAUGAUGUUUGUGCAGCCUCUUGCGCUGAGAAUGCAUCGCAAUCUCAUUUCUGGGGAUUGACAGAUUCCGAG
Neltuma alba is the source of this 1096-nucleotide messenger RNA. RefSeq names its product transcription factor MYB61. NCBI's taxonomy places the organism in Eukaryota, Viridiplantae, Streptophyta, Magnoliopsida, Fabales, Fabaceae. The record is from RefSeq and is a predicted model, not a curated record. The annotation marks the transcript as partial. The transcript has 3 exons.